GCUCGGCGAGCUCCCGGCGGGUGUCCGGGAUCUGUGGUGGAGUCGCCUUCGCAUGCAUCGCCAUGAUGGAUCGUGCUAUCUGUAGAAAGAAAACAGAGGCGGAUUUACCGAUGUACAACGUGAUAACCGACUGAAGCAUGGGCAGGAGCCGAUCGGGUCAUAAGCAUAAGAUGCUGGCCCAUACCGUUUCACCCUCAAUGCGAACGAAAUCCCGAAGUGUGGUGAUGGCAAAUGAAGAAAUGAAAGGCUUUCUAUCUGAAGAUAGGAGAUUCUCUUCACAAGUCUGUCUGACUGCAAAGACUUUCAGUAACCCGUGGAGAGGCCUCCCAGGACCAAAUACAUACAACCUGCAAAACACCUUUGUGAACAAAAAUCACUUCAGCAUUAGAGUCUCCAGUGUGUUCAGGUUGCCUGCGGCUGUGCCAAAGCAUACACCUCCAUCCCUGAAUCAAUAUGAUGUAGGUUAUGGAAGAAGAGACAGCUUGUUUUCAGUGGAUGGUACAUCAGCUUUCCUGUCGAAAGCUGGACAUAAGUCUUUUUUCCAGAUCAAAGAUCAGCCAUCGCCAUCGAGCGACCACUUAAUCCAGAAGGCCAUCCUGUCACCCUUCAAGUCAAAAAGUCAGAGAACCCCUCCUCCUGACAACCGUCUACCAGGCCCAGGAGCCUACAGUCCCUAUCAAACACCCGUCCUGGUGAAAAGGAGCGUCCUGCCGGAGGGAUUCUAUUCGGCGAUAGCAGCGCCUGCUAUGAUUGUUGACCCUCCCUCGCCAGGCCAUGGGCAUUACAUCAGGGAUUUUAAUGGCCUGGCCAAGCAUCCCACAUCCACAGCUGUAUUUGCAUCCAGAACUGAAAGGAUAUCACAGCACCUGCCGGCCUACAUGAGGCCAGAUCCAGGUUUCUAUGACACACAGAUUGGGCCAAAGCAGUCCUUCUGCCGCAAUCACUCUACAGGCUGGCUUCCAGUAUAAAGCUUCCGUGGAAAUGUAAAAUGUUUAAAUACACCGACUAUUAAAGAAAUGCUUCCACACAAAGGUAUGUGCCUGCAUGUUUACAUUUUCAGAGGUUUAUGUAUAUGUGAUUUUUUUUUCUGUAGUUGUUUAGAAAAAAAAAACUGGUUAAAGUGAAUGAUUGGAACCAAUUAGUGAAGGCCAAUGAGAUGCAUAACAUAUUUUGCAAGAUGGGAGUGGUGAUAUAAGGGAAUUUAAAUAUUUUGAAAGGCCAUAUGUUCGAUAUCCUGAUGCCUACUCUGUAAAUGACUUAGGAAGUAGGUGCAGUAGGUUGCCGCAGUAACCGGCAGCUGCUGGUCCAGUCACUGGU
This is a messenger RNA of Pungitius pungitius (ninespine stickleback), 1317 nucleotides long. It is a transcript of the gene stpg1, whose product is annotated as sperm-tail PG-rich repeat containing 1. The transcript is spliced from 8 exons. The record is from RefSeq and is a predicted model, not a curated record. NCBI's taxonomy places the organism in Eukaryota, Metazoa, Chordata, Actinopteri, Perciformes, Gasterosteidae. Bases 138 to 968 code for a protein of 276 amino acids.